AUGUGAAUCUCUCCACCUAUUAUAUGCAUAGACAUGCAUUUUUUUAACAAGGCUGCUUCGAAGGUGAACCUGUCCAUAGUGCUCAACCCUCCUUCUCAGGUUGGUUUCUGCGGGGUCGAGUCGGGGCUUUGCUCACAGAUAUGAUAAACCUGAACAUCGGUGCGAAAGCUUACUAUGAUUAAAUUACACAGGCGAUGUUAUACUGCACGGAUUUUUGUCGGAGAUUAUUGGUUUGCGCAUGCGAAGAGACGAGCUGAGGCGACUUAGACCGUGAAGCUUCGAUCCUUCUCAAUGCGCUCAGCAGGACAUGCAUGUUUUUUUUUUUACAUUAAUAAGAAAUUUUAAUCUGGUAUUACAGAGCUUUGUGUUUUAUUUUUCUACACGUCUCUCCUGCUGCCACGUUUCACGCAACAGGCUGCAACACCUAUGUGGAGUAUAAGCUGAAGAACAGUACCACCUGUAACUGCACAUCUGCUACUUUCAUGCCGACUCCGAAGAUGAAGAAGCAAAACGUCCGGACCCUGUCGCUCAUUCUCUGCAUGUUCUCCUACUUGCUGGUCGGCGCCGCGGUGUUUGACGCGCUGGAAUCCGAGUCGGAGAACUCCCGCAGGCGCAUCUUGGAGCAGAAACGCAACGAGAUGAGGAAGAAGUACCGCUUUUCCGAGGACGACUACCGCGAAAUCGAGCGAGUGGUGCUGCAAGCAGAGCCCCAUCGCGCCGGAAGACAGUGGAAAUUUGCUGGCUCUUUUUACUUUGCCAUAACAGUCAUCACUACCAUCGGUUAUGGUCAUGCAGCACCAGGCACAGAUGCAGGAAAGGUCUUCUGCAUGUUCUAUGCUGUACUGGGCAUUCCCCUCACUUUGGUCAUGUUCCAGAGUCUGGGGGAAAGGAUGAACACAUUUGUCCGCUUUCUCCUACAUAAGAUGAAGCAGUGCCUGGGCUUUCGAUGCACUGAGGUAUCCAUGGAGAACAUGGUUUUGGUGGGCUUCCUGUCCUGCAUUGGAACACUGUGUGUAGGAGCUGCAGCCUUCUCUCACUUUGAGGGAUGGAGCUUCUUCCAUGCUUACUACUAUUGUUUCAUCACACUCACCACUAUUGGCUUUGGGGACUUUGUGGCCCUGCAGAAAAAGGAGGACCUCCAGGAGAAAACCCCCUAUGUGGCAUUCAGCUUCACAUACAUCCUGGUGGGGCUAACUGUUAUUGGGGCCUUCCUUAAUUUAGUGGUGCUUCGUUUUCUCACUAUGAACUCUGAAGAUGAGAGGAGAGAUGCUAAAGAGAGGGCAUCAUUGAAGAGGGACAGGGGCCUUUUGGAUGGGGCUCUGGGUCUCCAGAGUAGAGAUCGACACAGACAGAGAAACAGAAGCAACAUGCUGCACAGUCGCAGCCACAGUACGCUCUCCCUCCCAAUGCAGGAAGGAACCAGCCGCACCAACCUCAUCACUUCCCCAGCAGAGGAUCAGCAGAGGCGAAGACGACCCAGCAGAUGCAGGCUGCAUUUUCAGAUCAAGGCAGGCAAAAGAAAACCGGAGUCAAGCCUCAGCUCCCUCUGUUCUUGUAUGUGCUACCGCUUGGGGAUUUGUGAUAGUCCUCCUAUGCCCCACAGUGAGCAUCAUGGCUGCCCUAUCAAUUCUGUCUAUUACAACUCAGUCUCCUAUAGGAUCCAGGGCGGCUCGCCAGGUUCCAGGGCCAACACUGGACUGUCUUCCCCAGGAAGCACGCUCUCACCUGGCCAUAGCUUCAGAGAGUUCUCUCGUUCAAGGAGAAAGUCAGUGUAAAGAGCCCUACAGUGAAGGAACGUGUUUGCACUGACUGUAAACAGUAUUUCAGUGACACCAUAUAUUGUGUUACACAUCCUUUAUGCAUGUCAGAAGACAACGACUCUGUUAACUGAGUAGUUUGCGUGUUGUGACUAUUUUUUUGUAAAGUAAGGAUGAGGCUUCUUUUUCUUUUGCCAUGACAUUAUUUAUGUUAGUGAUUCUGCUGUUUUCCUCGCAUGUUAGCCAAAGUGCAUGCUAACAGAAUGUAUAGCACACAAUGUAAAUGCAUGACUGCUAUGUAAAGAUGUAAAGAGUUGGGCUUUUAUUAUACAAUCUGAUCAAAAAGUAUUUUGGAUAUAGUGCUUACUAAUGACUGCACGACGGGGUUAGUGAAAGUACAUGAAUGAGCUCAGUGGACUGUCUCCUGCUUUAGACAAAACCCUAAACUUUUCAUGCCAUAAAUAUAUGAUGUCAUUAUACUUUUAUAUUUAAACAAAGCCUUAACAGAACUUUGGACACGCACAUGAGAUAUGUGGCUUCUUAGUUCAGUUAAUUUUAAUAAACCCUUUUCUGUUUAUUACAACUCCUCCUGCAGGAUCCAGGGCCAACAAUGAACUGUCUUCCUCAGGAAGCACGCACUCAUCUGGCCAGAGCUUAUAGUGCAUCUUAGAUCCUUUAGGUAUUAUUAUUGGGGGGGUCAGAAUAACUUUUCUUUGCAUUUCUCAGCACUGAUGCACUCUUAUAUCAAAUAUUAAGCUUGUUCUGUGACUGACAAAUGUAAUGGAUGUAGCACACAUUCUGUAUGUAGCAGGUUGCUAAUGAACUUACCACAGUCCUGGAAAAACUGUUCUUUUUCAUCCAGGGAGGUGUUAUUUCUGCCUAAUCUGGGUUUGUAGUCAGAUUCAGUGUGAGUCUCUUACAGUAUUGUUUUAUUAAACCAAAAAAA
Monopterus albus (swamp eel) is the source of this 2703-nucleotide messenger RNA. It is a transcript of the gene kcnk15, whose product is annotated as potassium channel, subfamily K, member 15. The transcript has 2 exons. Gene Ontology annotation, cellular component: plasma membrane. Gene Ontology annotation, molecular function: outward rectifier potassium channel activity; potassium ion leak channel activity. Bases 483 to 1775 code for a protein of 430 amino acids. Lineage: Eukaryota; Metazoa; Chordata; Actinopteri; Synbranchiformes; Synbranchidae. Gene Ontology annotation, biological process: potassium ion transmembrane transport; stabilization of membrane potential. The record is from RefSeq and is a predicted model, not a curated record.